Messenger RNA from Lucilia cuprina (Australian sheep blowfly), 2180 nucleotides. RefSeq lists its product as uncharacterized. NCBI's taxonomy places the organism in Eukaryota, Metazoa, Arthropoda, Insecta, Diptera, Calliphoridae. The transcript has a single exon. The record is from RefSeq and is a predicted model, not a curated record. Bases 44 to 976 code for a protein of 310 amino acids.
AGGUAAAAUUUUCAAGUUCACUUAUAGAUUUCCUACGGUUAACAUGUAUAAGGCGCCGUCAUCAUUGCUGGUCUUAAUAAUUUUAUUGGAUUUUAUCAUACAAGCCAUUAUUGUGGAAAGAAAUUUGCAUUCGUAUUAUCGUCUGCCCACCACCACCGUUAAAACGAGCAACGACAGUGAGGAAUACUAUAUAUUACAAUGUCCUUUUAAGUCAUCUUUGAAUAUACCAAAGCCACAGGAUAUGCCGGUAUGUAUAAUUGUGGGAAGACACAGUGAAAAUGAGGAAAAACAAAAGGAGUUGAUAAAAGCUAAACCUCGUACAAAUCUUAAUACCCAAGUGGAUUAUCGUUAUCUAAAGCCUCCGAAAUUGUUGAAAGUGGUAACAAUGAAAAAUGGUAAACCAUAUACUAUGUAUCUAAAACCGAUUAACAAGAAGUUGGAGACCUAUAAAAGACCUAAAACCGAGAUCAAAGAGAUGUAUAAAGCCACCAAUAUCAAAUUAUUGCUGCCAAAUCCCAGAAUGUUAUUAAACCAAUCAACUAUUUUAUAUCCUGUACCCAUGGUACAGAAAAUGUUAAUAAACGAUUCGGUAGCCUUGAGUUCCACUAAUGAGCCUCAGAAAUUAACUCAAACACUGCAGCCACCACCGUCUGAGAUGGAAACUGAUUUUGUAGACGACCCUUUGGAUGAGGAAGACACUCAAGCAAGUCUUUUGAAAUACCUGGGCGUUCAAGAUACUUUAAAACAAUUACAGCUAUCACAAAAACUACCCCGUCCUAAGGCCACAAAUCAAACUGUCUUUAAAGGAGAAAAGUUUUUUGCUGAUUUAAAGAAUUACAAAAAAGGAUAUCGUACUAAAGGUUAUCAGAAUAUGUAUCAUCGUGAUGAAAUUUAUCAAGAUCAUAUAUUCUAUGAUGAUCUUCAGCAAAUGGGAAAUUAUCGGAUUAAAGAAAAAGUACAAGAAAAAGAACCGUGAAAAGAUAAAUUAACGAUAUACAAAAUCGGAGGAAAUAUAUAUAGAGUAUAACUAAUAUAAGAAAAUAUUAAGUGUAUCCAGAUGUAGAGUCAAUUUAGGAUAAAAUCUAAUCAUAACUUUGUUUAGUUUUAUAAUUUACAAACUAUUUUAGUUCUUGUGACGAUCCUUAAUGGGUCUGAACGUUUUAUAGUCGGUUAUGGCCGACCACAUGAUACCUUACACCAGUUAGAAUGUUAAAAAUGUGGAUUAUUUUUAAAAUAAUUAAGCAUUUAUUUUGUUUUUUAACUUUAUUCCGAAAUAUUUUUAUUUAAUAUCGUUAAAAAAGACACUUUCUAUCAGAGGGCUCAUAGGGGAAUAGGGGUAAAUAUAGGCCGAUCCUUAUAAAUGUUGGUAGAGGAAUUUAUGUCUGCUUCAAAGUAAUUUAUAUAGAAUUUAAUCUUCUUAUUAGUGUUUAUUUGUAAAUUUUGACCUUGAAGUCAUUUUCUGAACUGGAUUUUCUAUGGGGGCUGGAGUCAAAUUAGUACAGAACAUUACUAAAAUCGGUAGUGUCAUUUAAAGUUUUAUAAAACUAAAUUUUGCCGAAUUUUGUUGACUUAAUAGAAUAUUUUACCGUACGCCUCGAACGGAGCCCAAAGGCCCUAUUCGGGGGAGUACGAUUGUAUGGGGGGAUUUCAACCAUUUUCAAUAGCAUUCAUCCUUGGACCAAAAGAAACUAAAUUUUGCAGAUUUUUGUUGACAUUUCGUUGAAACUUUUAACCGUAGCCCCCGAAUAGACCUCCCUAUUUGGGGGGUACGAGGUAUUUCUACCAUUUUCAAUAACGUUCGUCCUUGGACCAAAAGAAGAGUAUGUGCCAAAUUUCAUCAAAUUUUUACAUGGACACACAGACAGACGGACAUAGCUAAAUCGACAUUAAGGUGGGUGAAGAACCUGCCUGUAGUGGUGUAGAGUAUAAUUGAAGUGACGGACAUAACUAAAUCGACUCAGAAAGUGAUUCGCAGCCGACUGGUAUACUUUAAGGUGGAUGUAGGACCAAUAAUUUUGGUUGUUACAAUCAUCAGCACAAUAGUGGGUACAAUUAAAGUGGGGCAUUGGCCUCAGUAUAUAUCAUAAAUCAUUCCAAUUUCUAAUCGUUAUAGUAUAUUAUAACCAGUAUAGCUAAUUUUUUAUGAUUUUUAAAAUUAAUAUUAUUAUAUUUAAGUAGUA